Molecule: messenger RNA, 2554 nt
Organism: Aspergillus alliaceus
Lineage: Eukaryota; Fungi; Ascomycota; Eurotiomycetes; Eurotiales; Aspergillaceae
Product: putative serine peptidase
Exons: 10
Coding region: 657-2231 (524 amino acids)
Biological process (GO): proteolysis
Molecular function (GO): serine-type exopeptidase activity; dipeptidyl-peptidase activity
Source: RefSeq, a predicted model, not a curated record
GCGGAAUUCAGCGGAGAGAAUAUCAUUGCAUGCUCACGCGAUUCCAUAUCGAGACGUCAACCGCUCAUUUGAUCUCUUGGUCGAUACUACAUCAAAGGUCGCAUAGACCUGGAAAGUACCCGCAGACCGAGGGAAUUCCCCCCAAUCCCUAACAGUGUAGAUAAAGAUGAUAUGGUUGCCAAUAUGGCCUAAUCUCGUCCUGGUGGGGCCAGAACGACCAGCAGUGUUGCUUAUGCUCUCGCGAUAAGCGGAAAUUGGGGGUGGCCGGGUAGAUAUUAAUUUGUUUACUCUGAGUAUAUUUACUAAUUUAAUCGACCUGCCUUUUCGAGGUCUAGUCUAGUGUCCACUGCUGUAACCACAUCCAACGCCAACACGGAUUAGUUCUAUGCCCGACGCUCUCCGACGGGAUAACAGCGACAGACACCACCACUGAAUGGUACAAUGUUUAGACCUUGUCUACGGUUGUGGUCGGGGAGCUAAGUCGGCAGAUUUCUAUUUUCUAUUUUUUAUUUUUUAUUUCGUUUUUUCUUUUCCUCUCAUUAUUCGCAGUAUAGCACAAUAUGGCGGCCGCUAUAAAUGUCUCGCACGCUGCAUCGGCGCGCAGCCGAGUUCCUGAUACCUGACGACCCCUAAUCGUGACUAGAGGGCUCGACAAGAUGCAUUUUGCCUCCUCUGCCAGAGCUGUGGCACUAUUGGCCUCGCUCACCCAUGCGAUCCGACCUCCUCGGCCGGUCCCUCCCCCAGUCUCUGGACCGGUCUCGGCGCAGCUGUCGGCUGUUGGAGGACAGGCGACUUUUGAACAGCUGUUAGAUCACCACGACGCUUCAAAGGGAGUUUUCUCGCAACGAUACUGGUGGAGUACAGAGUAUUGGGGCGGUCCUGGCUCGCCGGUGGUUUUAUUUACACCUGGCGAAUCCGCAGCCGAUGGAUACGAAGGCUACCUCACGAACAACACUUUGACGGGAUUGUACGCACAGGAAAUCCAGGGCGCUGUCGUUUUGAUUGAGCACCGUUACUGGGGCGAAUCCUCACCGUAUGACCAGCUGACAGCGGAGACAUUGCAGCAUCUCACACUCGAGCAGUCUAUCUUAGAUUUGACCUACUUUGCCGAAAAUGUGAAUCUCGAAUUUGACACUACCAAUAGCAGCAAUGCCCAAGAUGCCCCGUGGGUACUAGUCGGUGGAUCGUACAGUGGUGCCUUGGCCGCCUGGACCGAAGCUGUCGCUCCAGGCACCUUCUGGGCAUAUCACGCGACCAGUGCGCCUGUGCAAGCUAUUUAUGACUUCUGGCAAUACUUCGAUCCUAUCCGGCACGGAAUGGCCCCAAACUGUAGUCGGGAUGUCUCGCUCGUGGCGAACCACGUUGAUAAUGUCGGGAAGAAUGGAUCGGCAACACAGCAACAGGCGCUGAAGGAGUUGUUCGGGCUUGGUGCUCUCGAACACUAUGAUGAUUUCGCCGCUGUGCUUCCUCUGGGACCAUGGGAGUGGCAAAGUAACACCUUCGUUACUGGCUACUCCAGAUUUUUCGCGUUCUGCGAUGCCGUUGAGAACGUCGAAGCUGGUGCAGCGGCUGUUCCUGGCCCAGAAGGUGUGGGCUUGCAAAAGGCUCUGACCGGCUAUGCCAAAUGGUUCAAAUCUACUAUCCUCCCGGGUUAUUGUGCAAAUUAUGGAUACUGGACGGACAAAAUGAGUGUUGCCUGCUUCGACACCCAUGACAAAUCCAGCCCCCUCUUCACAGAUACCUCCGUUAAGAAUGCGAUGGACCGCCAGUGGCAAUGGUUUCUGUGCAAUGAACCGUUCUUCUGGUGGCAGGACGGCGCCCCUGAAGGUGUCCCUACCAUCGUUCCACGUACGGUCGAUGCGGCAUACUGGCAACGUCAAUGCCCGCUCUUCUUCCCCGAAGUGAAUGGCUUUACCUACGGGAGCGCAAAGGGGAAGACAGCGGACACCGUCAAUGAUUGGACAGGUGGCUGGUCCGACACCAAUAACUCUACCCAUCUACUCUGGGUGAAUGGUCAAUACGAUCCCUGGCUCGAUUCAGGCGUCUCAUCUACCUACCGACCUGGUGGUCCGCUGAAGAGUACGGCAGAGGCGCCGGUGCUGGUCAUCCCUGGUUCAUUCCAUUGUUCUGACCUAAAUCUGAAGAAUUACUAUGCCAAUUCCGGGGUAAAACAGGUAGUCGACAGCGCAGUGGCUCAGAUCAAGUCAUGGGUCGAUGAGUACUACAAGUAGAAAGUUGUUUGGGGCAAGGGUUGAGGAGGUCAGAUGAAGUGUAUAUAAUACCAAUGCGUAACAUAUAUACAUUCAUGUUCACACACUAUCAGUUGAUGGGAAUUACAUAGAGUACAAGGAGAACAAAUGGAUUUACCAAGCACGGCUGGGUGAUGGGUCUGGACUGUUGCACUGGCGCAAUUAACGGGAAAUCAACCCAUGACACUCAACUACAGAUCAUUCUAGACCUCCAGGGGGAAACCAGCGUGAAAGAAAGAAAGAAAGAAAGAAAGAAAGUGGAGAUUGUGCCUCUCGGUAAAGGUGAAUGGAAUAGAUCUAUGGAC